CAUUUCCAGAUCAAAUUCAAAUAUUUCAACCACCUCUUCUGUCAAUGAUUCUUCUUAUAAGGCUUCUACAAGUUCUAUUAUUGAUAAGCUUUAUAUUGAAGAAGAAAUAAAGAAAUCUAGAGCUUAUAAGAACCUUAUUGAGAGUAAUAUUGAAUUCUUGAUAGGGCAAGUAAAGAAAUUUAUAGUUAAAAGGGCAGAGAAGUUUUUGGCUGAGUCUGAUGAACCAGUUCUUCAGUCAGGUUGCUAUGGCUACACAAAUCUUUUUGUCCUUUUAGAAGGCGGAGACUGUGUGGUUCUGGAACUUAAGUAUAUCAAUUUAGCCAGCUUUAUGAAAGGGAGCACCAGUAAAUUUAUUGAACAAUACAGGGCCAAAGAACUAAAUGAAUUGGAUAAAAGCCUGCAUAACAAAAGCAAAGCAACCUUUUUGGCAAGAUA
Molecule: messenger RNA, 435 nt
Organism: Dentiscutata erythropus
Lineage: Eukaryota; Fungi; Glomeromycota; Glomeromycetes; Diversisporales; Gigasporaceae
Source: the annotation of a GenBank genome assembly